Molecule: messenger RNA, 1894 nt
Organism: Oppiella nova
Lineage: Eukaryota; Metazoa; Arthropoda; Arachnida; Sarcoptiformes; Oppiidae
Source: the annotation of a GenBank genome assembly
GAUCAAGGCAUUAAGUGUCUCGAUGUUUGGGCCCUCGUUUGUUGACCUGACGUUUAUACUGAACACAUCCAUACAAAACAUAUCAUUUAUACCAACUUUAUUAGCCGUCGGAAACAUAUUGGGAACACUUUUAGGAGUGUUGUAUAAAUACCUGAACAGACAACUGAUAAUAGCAUUUCUAUUAUCAUUGAUGGCAAUCUCGAGUACAUUAAUACCAUUUACAACCAGUGUUUGGCAAUUAUAUACCUGUGCCCUCAUCUUUGGCACGGGUACCGGGGCCUGGAUUGCAGCCUAUAAUGUAUGGCUUAUAGAGAUUUGGCAGCAAAAGGCCGGACAUGUCCUCUUCCUAUCGCAACUAAUGUACGGCACGGGAGCUGUUUUGGGCCCACUAUUGGACAGACCAUACCUGACCGGUGGACCCAAACAGGGAACCAAUUCAACAAAAUUGUUAAAUAUAAUUAAUAAUACGACAGACAUAAUAGAUGUAAAUGAAAGGCGCUCUAAACUGGAGGUGCCUUUUAUGGUGGGCGGAGGCAUACAAAUAGUUUUCCCAAUACUCAUGCUAUUAAUACCAUUAACUAAUAACGCGAGCGCACCGGUAGUCAAAGUGAACAAGACAUUAACAGUCAUAUUACUAUCGAUAUGUUUGUCCACAAUCAAUGCACUUGAAUUAGUGUACUUCAACUUCGGGUCCACAUAUUUCCAAUACAUACCCAUCCGACUGAGCGCACAGGCAGCUGCUGGUGUAGUAUCUGUUAUGUCGGCCGCCUAUACCAUAGGACAGGUCAUCAACUUUGUUGUGGCCUUUAUAUUCAAAAGCGAGCACAUGAUUGCAUUUAAUUUCUUAUUGUCUUUCAUAACCAUAUCUUGUCUAACAUUUGCCCAAAACUCUGUGCAUAUGCUAUGGUUGGUGAGCGCCUGUAUCGGGUACUCAGUGUCCGUACUGUUUCCCGCGAUAAUAGGCUUUUUUGGCAAACAUGUGGACAUAACCGACAGAAUCGCUACAAUUGUGUUUAUAACGUGCGCCCCCAUGGGCUCAUUGCCCAUCAUAGCAUUCAAAGCACCCAUAACUCCCGUAGUAUUAGUGGGAGCGGUGGCAUAUGCUGAGCAAAAUCCCGAUUUAUUAAACAAGGUAAUCAACACAUUGAUAAUAACAUCGGACAACUGCAUGGGUGCCCCCAAAUUCAAACCCCAAUUAUUAGCCAUCUUUUCGAGCUGUCGGCGAUUAUUAGCGUCCGAUAACCAGCACAACCUGAUCGCACACGAAACACAUUUCCCCGAAACCCAAGUGCCACGUGUCCACUACGGGUGUGUUGUAGUGACACAUAGUAUCUGUGGUGAGAUUGGCCUGGGACAUUUGUCGAGUGGCUGGGUCAAACUUCCAGGCGGUGUUGUAGGACAUGGGGGUCAGGUAAAACUGUUCCAACUCAGGGCACGUCCACGGCUUUAUGACCCCAUCCGUAGGCCACUGACGCUUAAUGCAGCGGUUAGUGGUCUGGGCGGUGAACGGGCCGUCGGGUAUACAAUAAUUGGUAGCAUUCGUGCCACUCGUGCCGAACAUUACCCAAUACGGAAGUGUAACACCAGGGUCUAUUUUCAACAUUUCGAGCUCCAAUUUAUUCAUAAGCCAUCGGUGAGCAGUGGGACCCUCUACCGACUUAUGCCAUAUAGUCCAGCACUUGGCGUGUAUCUGAGCAAGGUCCCACAUAAACCCAUUGGCGUACAAUAUUUGCAGGACAUUAAUCAGUCGCAUCCGCUCGCUAUGGUGCGCGCUCUGUCCACCUCUGCCGGUGUCGGCAAGUAUGGGGCCGUACAUCCCAUGAAUGCGAGCGAAACAUAUUUGAACGAUGCAAUCACCAGAGUGAGUUUAGUGAUAAGGAACUUGAAAAUGCCC